ACUGUUAUUGUCCAGUUAGCUCAACCGCAGUCAUGAUGUAGAGCACAGAAGACCCGGUCAUGGAUCUAUCAGGAAAACUUUGGUAUUUUUUGGGAAGCCUCAAAAGUCUGCAAAGAUGAAUGAAACAGGGCAACGAAAAAGUCUCCCGGACCACUCUUCAGGGAGUGGCCACACCUUUGACACCCCACGCCAACCAUCUGUCGUCGACCCCAUCAUAUCCAAACGGGUCUGUUUCUACAAAAGUGGAGAUCCUCAGUUCAAUGGCCUGCGCAUCGUCAUCAACAACCGCACCUUCAAAACCUUUGAGGCUCUCCUAGACAGUCUGUCUAAAAAGGUUCCGUUGCCGUUCGGGGUGAGAAACAUCACCACUCCUCGGGGAGUUCAUGGUAUCCACACUUUGGAAGACUUUGAAGACGGGAAGUCAUACAUCUGCUCAGAUAGCCGCAAAGUGAAGCCCAUCAACCUGGCACUGGCUCGAAAGAAACUGCCACCUUGGUAUCAUGCUAGACCUGUUAGCUCUCGUCGCCAGACCGUGCAGCAGGCAAGGCUUUUCCCAGGCCGGGGCAUCAACAGGCAGGAGGCCAUAGCUGUGCGAACACCCAAGAAGCUUGUGGUUUUUCGGAAUGGAGACCCCUCUGUCAGACACACCGUUGUUCUUCACAAAAAGACAACACCCAGCUAUGAGUCUAUCCUGGACUACAUCUCAGAGCUGAUGCAGUUCCAUGUGGUCAAACUAUAUACUCCGGAUGGAAGACGGGUUGAUGGUGUUCUAGGUUUGAUCAUGUGCUCUGGCACUGUGGUGGCUGUAGGAAGGGAGCCUUUCAGGCCGGCUGUGUACAGUGGAAAGAAAUCACCAUUUCCUCCAAGGAGGCCGAACAACAGAACAGGCAACAGAAGCCAAAAGGCUCUUAACCAAAAAGGGAAAAAUAAGUCGCUAUCUUCUUCUCUGAAAUCAAGAAACUUCUCAACGUCAUCCAAGAGAUACAUAGUUCAUCAGAUCCACAACAGCAUUGCAGAGAGCUCAUACUGUCCAGCAAGUGACCCGGCAAAAUCAGUGGAGUUGGAGUCUAACUGCAUCCUGGAGUCUGCAGCAGAGACGGAGGGUAAUUCCUCUCUUGCAGAUGAAUCUGAAAGACAAGACGGCUUGGUGCCCAGUGAUGACAACAUCGAGAAGUCCUUUCGGGUGAACCAGGAUGGUAGCAUGACAGUGGAGAUGAAGGUGAGGCUGACAAUUAAAGAAGAGGAAACAAUUCACUGGACAACAACCCUGAAGCGCUCAAAUGUAGCCGAUCAACUUCAGGAGGCAGAGGCAGAGCCAGAGCUCUGCUCUGACAAAGCAGAUUCACUGGGUUUACCAAGUGCUGUUGACUGCCUGGAAACCUUCUACAAAGACAAAACUACAGAAAGCAACAAUGAAAAUGGACCAUCACUGAGCAACGGAGCUUUCAGCAGCAGCAACAAAGAAGAGGAUGACACAAAGAACCACACAGACGUAGUUUCCUCAUGGAGAGCACCAACACCAGGACUCAAAAAAGUAAGCAAACAACACACAUCUGUAGAAAGCACCACAUCUGUAACACCAGACGGGAUUCAAGAAGAAAUAGCAGGCUCUUAUUCCUACCAAGAGAGAACAGAAAAUGGAACAGUCAUGCAGCAGUACUGCAUGGUGAAAGAGAGCAGCACAAAACCAGUGCCCAAACCGAGGAGGCGUGGCUCAGUUGAUGUCAACAGCAGGAAUAUUUCGGAAACCACAGCAUCUAAAAGGACUGGAAUUCUGCUAACUGAAUCCAGUGAAGAGGAGAUCACCGAAACUGUCCUUCACAUAUGUGAACAGCAGGCCUGUCAGGACAACUAUCUUGCUAAUGUUUGCAUCCCAGCAGCUGGAUUUUUUCUCAACCGACCAGCAACUCCAGAAAAAAGGCAGCUCUCCUCAAAUAAUGACUUUAAACAUGAACUGUUAAUGCCCAGAACCGACUCUGAGUCAACUUGGAAAGAUGAGAAACAAUUAUAUACAUCAAGAUCCCAUUUGGCACCACUGAAGAUGCAAGGUACUAAAAAAAUACAAUUCCAUAAGUCCUCAAGGGACAAUGGACAACAAAAAGAGGUCAGUAAAAACACAAAGGUUUCCUCAAAACCUACUAAGAUCAAGAAACCCCUUCUCACUCGAGCAAAGAAGCAAAAACAGAAUUCUGCCAUAUCUCGCAAAAAAGCAAAAACCUUCUCCAGCGCUGGUUCCCUUAAACGAAUUUAUGGAAAGAAUAUGAAGUCUGUAAAAAGUAUGAAAAAAAUUAAAAAGAGAAAACAAAGCGGAGAAAAAUAUUUUACCAGAGAGCACCUACAGGAGUCAGAUGGCACUAUAAGAACUGUUGGUAGAGACUCAAAUAUACCAUUACUGGUUAAAGGAAAGAUUAGUGCAAAGGUUUCUUUUGAUACCAACAGUGUUUCUCUUUCGGAGGUUACCAAACCAAGAGGAGUACUGCGGCACCAGACAUCAACGCAUAUGGAGAAAAGGAGCGAAAAGGAGUCACAUGACAUCAACAAAAGCAAAAUUUUACCUGCUUUUAAUUCCUCUAGCUCAGUUACUGGACAGUAUGUAGAGACCUGGCUUGAAAAAUCUUAUCCAAGUCCACUAUCAAACCCAACUCAGGAAAGUAUCCUGAACACAAAUGGCAGCUUGAGAGAGAAAUCUGAAAAGAUUAACGAUUUUGUUAUUGCCGCAAUGCAGGAGAGAGCGUUAGAAAUUCAAACAUAUGGAGCUUCUGAACCCUUGCAGGAAAGUGUGAAGGCAACUCCUGUCCAAAUGAAAGUUCAAUCUUUCGAAAAGAAAUCAAAUGCUUUAACUCCAAAUCCACACAAGCCACUUGCAAAUGGAAUCUGCUCUGAAAAAAGUCCACAAAGAACUGAGGCCUUAACAGAAACAACAGAGGGUGACAUGGACGAAUAUGCUAUUCCUUCCUAUAUACUUUCAAUGGAACUCCCUCCUCCACCACCUGAAUUUCUCAAUACUGAUGAGUCGUCAGCAGCCAGUACCCCUUUAUACAGGCUUUCAUCCACAAGUAGUCAAACAUCAGAUCCUUUUCAAUCAUCUUUGACUCCAAUGUCACCAAUUGACAACACAACAGACAAACCAGGAGGAUCUCAGACCAACAUUCCCUCAACACCGAAGGAGACACAACAGUCCAAAACUUCUGUCAAAAGAGCUCCUUUGGUCAGUAAUGUGUCUCUUGAGAGAAAAUUGUCUCUAAGGAAGGCACGUCUGGAUGAAAACUCACUAGAUAAUCAUGCCACAGCAGAGACAACCCUACUACCACCCCCCUUGAACACUUGGGAUGGUUCACAACAUGAGAUCUUAUCAUCAGGAACAGGCAAAGACCAGCUAGAGGAAACCCUGAAAUCAGUUGUGAACCAAAUAUGCACUCAAUCAGUUUGCACUUCUCCUUCUCCAGCCAGUUCAGCAUCCUACGAGAGAAAGUCAUCAGCCAGCGUUUCAUCAAGUGAAGCAUCAGUGUCACAGAGUAUUACAAACCAAACUUUGGAGAAAAAAGCCAAACUGAAAAGUAGCCCGUCACCAGAGAGAAAACCUCAACAAAAGAAGGAUCAGAACAACUCUCCCAAACUACUGCCAGUCCACAGCCACUCUAUGAAAAAAACUUUUAUACCAAAUAUUGGUAAAGAUAAACAUGCAACGCGUAACAUUAGUCUCUCCCCUGAAAGAAAGCCUUAUAAAACAAAAGUUCAGCUGACGCCCUCUGUACGCUCUCAGUCUCUGGAUGUGGCAUCACCACCUGUUAAGCACAAAACAAGUAAAAAGUUGAAUUCAAGAAACUUAUCCUUGGACAAUCCAGCAGAUCCAAAGAGUACGAAUCAAGACAAAACAUCACCACCAAGAAAAAACCAUCAGGCCUCACAGUCAAUUCUACCACGAGCUGGAGCUGAAAAUGCUGCUCUGAGCAGUGAAUUUUCAACAGCAGAUCGAGAUAAAUCUGAGACAAACAGGCAAACGAUUCAACAAUCACUAAAUACUGCAAAACAGCCAAACAUGAAACCCGUUCUUGAGAAAUUAUGUUACUCAAUAAAGUCAAUUAGACAAAUGACUCAAAACAAGCGCCCAUCGUGUCUGGAAAAAUCAAACAGCUUGCCGGACUUCUCCUCUCAUGUAGCAUCAACCUUUGGCUCGUCCUCCAAAGCUCUCCUGGCAUUCCUGUCUGUCAUGACCCUGAAGGAAGGUCUAACGAGCCUAAAUCUUAAUGAGCUGAAUGCAAACAAUGUCAGCUGUGCAGAAGCUUUAAGGAUGAUUGAUUCUCUCAGAGAAAUAGCUAGCAUUGAAGAUUCCCACCGACUGAAAACCACUCUGUCCGUUCUACAGCAGUCAGCCUCUAAAGAGCUCUUGAAAAGCUGGAGGGGCUUUCAGGAACUUGAAAACCAGUGCAAAAGUCGCAGCUCAACACCUGCAGAGCAGGAGUUUGUAAAUGAGACUAGUCUUGAACACAACUGUGCCGUUGAAGGAAAUGCAAUUGAUGAGAUCAUGGGCAACUUGGACAUUCCUACAGAGCUCAAGGAAGAGUUGGCUUCUCUUUCCGAUGGAGAAAGAAGUGAGAGCAACAAUGAAGGAGAAAUAAGUGCCAGGACUGCAGCAACACUGGAGACGACACCCAACAGUGGGAGUCAGGACAACUGCACUGGUGUUGUCGUACAGGAGGUUGUGCCUCAGAGUGAUGAAGCUUUGAUUGAUGUGAAGUCUAUCAUCAAAAAAUUCUCAGAUAACCACAAGCCAAAACAACAACUUACAGAGUCAGUGAAGCGAAGACCAAAUGGGCAGAAAACCACCAACAGCGGUAAAAACGGUCUUGAUUCUGUGAACGAACUCCAAGCAACUAAACCAAGUUUCUCACAAAUACCUGAACAAAGGCAGCUAUGCAGUUUGUCACCAACUGAUCUGGAACCAAGCAGAGGUGUAGGACAUCAAGACAGUACAGAACAGAUGAAGGAAUCCAAAGAUAUGAAAUUUAAGGAAGAAGGGACAAGAAUAACCAAAGAGGUGAUCAGCCAAACACACUGUUUUACAAUGGAGGAGCAAGGCGGAGUAAAAAGGCAGCUAAAGAGUAAACAGCCCGUCACUGAGAAUUUAUUUCCCCAAAAUGACCAAACAGAUGAGGAAGGACAGAAGAUGCUAAGGGCCAAUAAAGAUUCAAACCAAAAAGAGAGCUCCAAGCAAAGGUCAGCGAAAGCUGUUGCAUACCAGAUGCUGAAACAUGAGAGUAGUGGAGGUGAAAAUCUGGCCAACGCUGAGACUGAAAAACAAUUUAUGCCCAAUUCCUCUGUUGACCUUAUAAUUAGAAGUAAGAAAAGUACAGAAGGUGGUUCAGCUUGUGAAAGUCAGGCUUCAGAACGGCAACAGCACGUUCAAACUAGCUGUAUGGGGCUCAGCAUAAGUACUGACGAGAGUGCAGGCAACUCAGAGGCAGAGGAGUCAUCUUCAGAGGAAGAGCGACCAGCGUCUGACUUAAAAAAACUGCAGGUCAUUGUUGAGGAACAUUCUUCUGGUAAUGAGGAAGAGGAGGAAGAGCUCAUUUGCAAUCCUCCCAAGGUUGAGGUGCAAGCAAAAAAAAGUAAGGAGUUAGAAGCUUUGAUUGAAGAGGCAGAAGAAGACCAGGAAAGCUCUGGAGAAGAGGUUGCAAUAACCUGUCAGCCAAAAGGUCAAAAUAAUCUUAGAGCAGAUUUGAGAGGAGAUCGGGAUUUAUACAUCAUAGAAGACAAGGGCAGUCUAACAUUAUCUGACAGUGUAGGAAAAGGUUUCCAAUUUAAUAAAGAUGAUGACAGUGGGAAUGAUCACAGCAGUUGUGAAGAACUGGGAGAAGAGGAGCUACACAAGACCCAAGGCCAUCAUAUUAAUAGCUCAGCUGAAGAAGAAAUAAGUUAUUUUGAGAAAGAAUCCAGCUCAGAGGAGGAACAAACCAACAUUGACAUCCACGUAGAAGAAAGCUGUGUAGAACAUGAAAAACCUUCUGGAGUGGAAGUAAAAGCAGAAGGCCCACAAGUUUCUGAAACAUUCAAACAGAAUUCGGCAGAAAUCAAAACCCAAACAGUUGCAGAAAGAGUAAUUCUUCUAGAAAAGCAGGUUGCUGAAGCACAGAAAGCAAUGUCCACUCCGUGUUGCACCAUCAGACAUUUCUCACAGAGAAAAAGCCAUCUCGAAUCAGACGGUGAAGGUUCUCCUUCUCAGUCACCCUCUUCAGAGCUGGUUCUGUGUACCCGAUCAGCUCCUCAGUCGUCGCUGUCUUUCAGCUACGACUCCAGUGGAGUCAUAACCAUGGAGCCCGAAGGAAGCAGGGUCCGAUCCAUCAGGGAGAUGUUCCUCGCAAGGAGCAACACUGAUAUCCAGCAAAGACGUUUCCAGAGCCAAAACUCGUCUGAGCUAUCUGAGUUAAGAGCAGAGACAUCAUGCAGUGGUGGCUACCAAUCCCAGACCACGAGUGAUGUGUCCAGCGGUGAAGAUGACUCGGCACGGAAAUCCAUCACCAGAGGCUUUGUGAGGAGAACCAUUGAAAGGCUUUAUGGAAAUAAAGACGCCAGCGCAGAGGAACCAAGCGACAGACCUCCAUCUGAGCCAAACCAGGAAAAAAAGGAACAGUCGAGCAUCUUCUCUCCUUUCCACGCAGCGCGUUCCAAAGCAAUGUCUGAGCUUUCCUACUUCAGUUCUACAAAAGCACUAGACGCCUUCAGCGAAGCCACGAGAUGCAUCGCUUUCAACGCACAAGUGGUGCCUGGAGACAGUUUUUCUACUGACUACAGCCCCUUGCGCGUCAAAGAGAACACAAUGAUUAGAAAGUCUGCUUCAGAUCCAGUUGGAAUAAACAAAUCCUUUAAAAAUGCAACGCAUGAAGAAAGAUUGCAAAAAGACACAGAGGAGGAUGCACCAUAUUCUCUUUUUUCCUCUCAACCAGAAAUAGAAGACAAAACAAAGUCACAACCAACAAAGUGUACCUAUUUCUCCUUGCCCCAUGCCAGUGACUCAGAUAUUUGUCAGGAUGACCUGAGCACGGCGAGCAAGAGCAGCAUGACAGGGGACGGCAUCACAGAAGCAAAGGGUGCUUCAGAAGGAACCAAAACGUGGACAGAGAGGAACGGCAUGCUGCCUGGUGUCGGCAUCACAGACUUUAAGAUGAUGGAUAAUAAAGUACACCCUCUAGUAGAGCACUCGCCUGAAGGUGAGGUCGUGGUUGUGCAGCCGAGGAAAGGUCAGGGGAUUGUUAACAGAAGGCUCCAAGAACCUGACGUGUUGGACUUACUGUAUAACUUUUGCGGAGAGCAUUGUCCUUUAUUGUGAAAGCUUAUGAUUCAUUUAUUUUUAAACUUUCUAACCUAAACGUGUUAAUUAUUGGCCUAGAGUUGAAUACAUUUGAUGUGGUGCCAACAUGUUUAAGCUCGCCUUGCAAAGUUGAAUCAUUAAUACUUAAAAAAAAUGCCUAAUCUGCAUAAUAUUGUUUUAAGCACUAUAUACAAAGAGCUUGUAAAUUUAAGCUUUAGGAAUUAAAGAAAAAAAAAAUCACCUUGAUUGUGCCAUGCACACUUCAGAGCAGCUCUCUUUCUACAUAGUUUGCCUGUCCAACUAGCAGGCUGCUGCAGCAUUAAGGUAAUCUCUUAAACCCUUUAACCUGCUCAGGUCCUCGCAGAUGUCAGGCAAAAAAGCCAAUCCUGGCUGAGGGAGCUGUUUAGCUCAUGGUUUACAUCUCCAGUGGCUCUGGAAUUAAGAUAAAAGUUAUGCAGCUAUAUUGCAAUGUGAAGAAAUGUAUGUAGCCACUAGAGGUUAUUUAAAUAAAAGUGUAAAUAAAAAACGUAUGAAUCAUUUCCUAUUAGAAAUAUCUGUUUUGAAGGUUUUACAAAGAGGCAGCUGUAAUGUUUUGGUUCUUUUAAAUGGAUCUGUAUCAAUAAAAGUAUGUUUACAUUU
Molecule: messenger RNA, 7948 nt
Organism: Oryzias latipes (Japanese medaka)
Lineage: Eukaryota; Metazoa; Chordata; Actinopteri; Beloniformes; Adrianichthyidae
Biological process (GO): intracellular signal transduction; photoreceptor cell development; retina development in camera-type eye
Cellular component (GO): axoneme
Source: RefSeq, a predicted model, not a curated record